Centropristis striata (black sea bass) is the source of this 2560-nucleotide messenger RNA. Its product is annotated as calcium/calmodulin-dependent protein kinase type II delta chain. The record is from RefSeq and is a predicted model, not a curated record. NCBI's taxonomy places the organism in Eukaryota, Metazoa, Chordata, Actinopteri, Perciformes, Serranidae. Gene Ontology annotation, biological process: protein phosphorylation. Gene Ontology annotation, cellular component: cytoplasm; neuron projection. Bases 165 to 1706 code for a protein of 513 amino acids. The transcript is spliced from 20 exons. Gene Ontology annotation, molecular function: calcium/calmodulin-dependent protein kinase activity; ATP binding; calmodulin binding.
AGACCAGGACCAGCUGAGACCAGGACCAGGACCAGGGCGGACCUUUACCUUAUUAUUAUCAGUCUUUAUUCAGUUAUUGUGGGUUUCUCCGCUCAGAGACCAGAAGCGGCUCUCCGGGAGCAGAAUAAAGGAUCUAACUGAAGUGGUCUCGAGCUCACCUGGACAUGGCUUCCACCACCUGCACCAGGUUCACGGAUGAGUACCAGCUGUACGAGGAGCUGGGGAAGGGGGCUUUCUCCGUGGUGAGGCGCUGCAUGAAGAUCUCCACAGGACAGGAGUACGCUGCCAAAAUAAUCAACACCAAGAAGUUGUCAGCCAGGGAUCACCAGAAGCUGGAGCGAGAGGCGAGGAUCUGCCGUCUACUGAAGCAUGCCAACAUCGUCCGGCUCCAUGACAGCAUAUCAGAGGAAGGAUUCCACUAUCUGGUCUUUGAUUUAGUUACCGGCGGUGAGUUGUUUGAGGACAUUGUUGCCAGGGAGUACUACAGUGAAGCUGACGCCAGUCAUUGCAUUCAGCAGAUCCUAGAGGCUGUGCUCCACUGCCACCAGAUGGGCGUGGUCCACCGCGACCUCAAGCCAGAGAAUUUACUCUUAGCCAGCAAGUUAAAGGGCGCCGCGGUGAAACUGGCAGAUUUCGGCCUGGCGAUAGAAGUGCAAGGAGACCAGCAGGCAUGGUUCGGUUUUGCUGGGACACCAGGAUACCUGUCUCCAGAGGUGCUGAGGAAAGAUCCAUACGGCAAGCCAGUGGACAUGUGGGCCUGUGGUGUGAUCCUCUACAUCCUCCUGGUGGGAUAUCCUCCAUUCUGGGACGAAGACCAGCACCGACUCUACCAGCAGAUCAAAGCUGGGGCUUAUGAUUUCCCUUCUCCUGAGUGGGACACGGUGACUCCAGAGGCCAAAGACCUGAUCAACAAGAUGCUGACCAUUAAUCCGGCCAAGAGAGUGACCGCCACCGACGCUCUCAAACACCCCUGGAUCUGCCAACGCUCCACUGUGGCGUCCAUGAUGCACCGACAGGAGACGGUGGAGUGCCUGAAGAAGUUCAACGCUAGAAGGAAACUCAAGGGUGCUAUCCUCACCACCAUGCUGGCCACUCGCAACUUCUCAGUAGCCAAGAGCCUGCUGAACAAAAAAGCAGAUGGUGUCAAAAUCAACAACAAGGCCAAUGUGGUCACCAGCCCCAAAGAGCCUGUCCCCACUCCUUCUCUGGAGCCUCAAACCACUGUUAUCCACAACCCAGCUGAUGGAAACAAGGAGUCCAGUGAGAGUGCCAACACUACCAUUGAGGAUGAAGACGUGAGAGCUCGUAAGCAGGAAAUCAUUAAAGUCACUGAGCAGCUGAUUGAGGCCAUCAACAACGGCGACUUUGAAGCCUACACGAAAAUCUGUGAUCCUGGCCUUACGUCCUUCGAGCCGGAGGCCUUGGGCAACUUGGUGGAGGGCACCGACUUCCACCGCUUCUACUUUGAGAAUGCUCUGUCCAAGGGGAAGCAGCCCAUCCACACCAUCCUGCUCAACCCUCACGUCCACCUGAUCGGAGACGAGGCCGCCUGCAUCGCCUACAUCCGCCUCACGCAGUACAUCGACGGCAGCGGCCUGCCUCGCACCAUGCAGUCGGAGGAGACGCGCAUCUGGCACCGCCGCGACAGCAAGUGGCAGAACAUCCACUUCCACCGCUCCGGCUCGCCCACCGUGCCCACUAAUUGAGGACCAUCUCUGACUCCAGACACCCUCCAGCCUACAGCAAUCAGCUCAACCCACCUGCCAGGUGUUCGUCAGAUCCUCAGCCAAUCCCUGCCCAUGAUAGCUUUAGCUCCGCCCUCUCAGUGUGUUGUUUACAUAUUGUCGCUGCUGGACUGAAGGUAAUCUUACAUGUUGGAAAAACAAUCAAACAAAGCGAGGGAGAAAACUUCAAGUCUUGACAAUAUCAUUUUGUAGUGAGAGUUUUUUAGAUCAGGAUGUUUUAAAUAGAAGAGCUUUUCACAAGAGCCACUUGUUCCAGUUGAUGAAUUUUUAACAGGCUGGUAAAUUUGUGAUACUUCCAACUAGGGCUGGGCGAUAUGGACCAAAACUCGUAUCCCGAUAUACCUAGGCUGAAUAUCAAUAUACGAUAUAUAUCCUGAUAUUUUUAUUGCAAAGUGAGAGCAAAUGUUCAGUCAAAGCCAAAUCUGACAUGUCACAAGUCGUUUAUUUAAGUGAACAUAAAUACUGUAAAACAGGAGAACCUUUUUUUUAAAUCAAAGCUCCAUAAAGUUCACAUUUAAAUAAAAAAUAUCUUCAAUAAAAACAACCUAUGAAAUAAAAUAGGCCAAUCUUUUUCUGAAAUAAAUAUAUUUAUAUCAGAAAAGAAUAACGAACAUUACAAAAGAACUAAAUAUGACAAACUCUAGUAAGGGCAGCAUUUAUAUAUAAAGAAAGAGAAAAAAGAACUAUAUUGAUAUAUGUGAUAUGGUCUAAUUCCGUAUCACAUUUAAAAAGAUAUCGAUAUAUCUUGAUAUAUCGCCCAGCCCUACUUCCAAUCAUUCUGUAGUGACUCAUGAGCUGUUGUGAUGUUUCAAUGA